UUGGACCCUGAGCCCCUGACAGCCGGGCUGCAAAGGGGUGAAGUUUUUCUGCACGCCGCAGAGAUCAGGGCCACCGAGCCAAUCCCAGGGUCUCACGGAGAGAUGCCGAUGGGGAGCCUGUUGCCCAUGUUCAGCAGCCCCCCCGGGGGCGGGCUGGGAGGUGGGGGCGGCGGCGGUAGUAGCGGCUUGGGCAUCAGGAAGGUAGCCGGGCCGGGUGCUUUCCGUCUGACGGAGAAGUUCGUCUUGCUGCUGGCGUUCAGCGCCUUCAUCACGCUCUGCUUCGGAGCGAUCUUCUUCUUGCCGGAUUCUUCGAAGCUGCUCAGCGGAGUCUUCUUCCACUCCAACUCGGCUCUUCAGCCGGCUUCGGACCACAAGCAGGGGCUUGGCUUGGGAAACAUCAAUGCAGGGGGGAAGGGGGAAGAGGGGAGCGAAGGUGAGAGGGCAGCGGCUGCUGCCGCGGCCGCCGCUGCUGCGGACAAUUUGGCCAAGAUUCGAGAAGACCACGAGCGAGCCUUAAGAGAGGCCAAGGAGACACUGCAGAAGUUGCCCGAGGAGAUUCAGAGGGAUAUUCUCCAGGAGAAGGAGCAAGUUCUCCAAGACAAACUGCUCAAUAAAGGGAAUGCUGGUGGACUGCCUCACCUGGAUUUCCGCCCUUCUAUCGGGGCUCUAGGACGGGAGCCCAAUGACCCAGAAAUCCGUCAGAAGAGGGCAAAAAUCAAAGAGAUGAUGAAACAUGCUUGGGAUAAUUAUAAACUUUAUGCGUGGGGAUUAAAUGAACUGAAACCUAUAUCAAAAAAAGGACAUUCAAGUAGUUUAUUUGGCAACAUCCAAGGAGCAACAAUAGUAGAUGCCCUAGAUACUCUCUUUAUAAUGGAAAUGAAAGAUGAAUUCAAGGAGGCAAAAGAGUGGAUUGAAAAAAAUUUAGAUUUUAAUGUGAAUGCUGAAAUUUCAGUUUUUGAAGUGAAUAUACGUUUUGUUGGUGGACUUCUCUCAGCUUACUAUCUCAGUGGAGAAGAGAUAUUUCGAAGGAAAGCAGUGGAACUUGGAGAAAAAUUACUUCCUGCAUUUCAUACUCCCUCUGGAAUACCUUGGGCAUUGCUGAAUUUGAAGAGUGGAAUUGGUCGAAAUUGGCCUUGGGCAUCUGGAGGAAGCAGUAUUCUGGCAGAAUUUGGAACCUUGCAUUUGGAGUUUGUACAUUUGAGCCAUUUAUCCGGAAAUCCAGUCUUUGCUGAAAAGGUGUUUGGAAUUCGAAAUGUUCUGAACACACUGGAUAAACCACAAGGCCUUUAUCCCAACUAUCUAAAUCCUAGUAGUGGACAGUGGGGUCAACAUCAUGUAUCAGUUGGAGGACUAGGAGAUAGCUUUUAUGAAUAUUUGCUGAAGGCAUGGCUAAUGUCAGACAAGACAGAUUUAGAAGCUAAGAAAAUGUAUUUUGCAGCCGUUCAGGCCAUUGAGACUCAUUUAAUCCGGAAAUCCAGCGGUGGUCUGACCUACAUUGCAGAGUGGAAAGGUGGCCUUUUGGAACACAAAAUGGGUCAUCUGACUUGUUUUGCUGGAGGCAUGUUUGCGCUUGGUGCAGCCUGUGCUUCUCCAGAGCUAACGCAGCAUCACAUUGAACUUGGUGCUGAAAUAGCCCGCACAUGUUAUGAAUCAUAUAACCGCACUGCAAUGAAACUUGGACCAGAAGCUUUCAGAUUUGAUGGUGGAGUGGAAGCUAUUGCUACAAGGCAGAGUGAAAAAUAUUACAUCUUGAGACCUGAAGUGAUUGAGACUUAUAUGUACAUGUGGAGAUUAACCCAUGAUCCAAAGUACAGAAAAUGGGCCUGGGAAGCUGUUGAGGCACUGGAAAAACACUGCCGGGUAGAUGGAGGCUAUUCUGGCCUCAGGGACGUUUAUCUAAAGCAAGAGAGUUAUGAUGAUGUGCAGCAGAGUUUCUUCUUGGCAGAGACUCUGAAAUAUCUCUAUUUGCUGUUUUCUGAUGAUGAUCUCCUUCCACUGGAACAUUGGAUUUUUAACACUGAGGCUCAUCUUCUACCAGUUCUCCGCAAGAAUAAUCAGGAGGUGGAAGAAAAUCACAAAUAAAAAAGAUUCUGAACACAUUGUUUUGCUGCAUUCCUUUAAUUUCCCUACACGCCUUGAGAGUGCCCUUUCUUUUAUUCCAGGCACAUUGCAAACUUUUAUUAUAAUUGGUGUGGUUCUUCUGAGUUCUAAACAAAUUGUUUUGCAGUCCAUUAUGUUUAGUAGGAAAUAUUUGUAAUUGGACUUAAAUUCUUUAUCAUGUCUUCAGUUCAUCUAGCCAAUUGAGCCACUCAAAAAGAAGGAAAAAAAAGAAAUUUGCCAUCUUUAGAAUUUAUGAGGCUGUUGAGUCACUUUUGCCAAGCUGAAUAAGUGGGUCUUAAGGUUUAAGGUGACCUGUUUACUAUAAUUUUAAUUUGACUGCAAAAAUUUUUCCUCCUCUAUGAGGAGAUAAUGUCUGCUUUAAGCUGUAAUAUUUUGCCAUGUUGCAAAAAGCCAUAUAAAUUAAUUAUUAAAACAGCUUUUUUUUUCUUUCCAAUUUCAUGUUAAUCUAGUUUGUCUGUUCACCCAAGAUGAAUCGUGUAACUGUGACAGCCUCUGAUGUAGGUCUAUCAUUAUUUGGUAGAAUACCUUUUAAAAUACUUCACUCACAUUAUAAUCUAAAUAAAAAUCAACAAAGCUAUUAUCAUCCCAUGUUGACCUAAUUUUCCUUAGAGUUGCAGUAGAUUUUACUGUAACUCAAUUGCAUUAGUGUUUUUAAUUUGUGAAUUUUCCUCAAAUUUUGUUUUAAAUGUACUGUAUUUGUUGCCACCUGGAUCAUUUCUUCUGUUUUCCAAUAUAUCAUAGUAUGCAUUAUAAGGACAGCUUAGUGUGAGCAAAAUAAAUGAUUUUGCAAAAGUCUGCUAUAACUGAAUUAUUCUUUUUAAAAGGGAAUAGAAAUAGAAAACUAUUAGUUUUUGCUUUUGAUGGCUAUAUGAAGAAAUACGGUCAUUUUAAAAAUAGAACAAGUAUUUCAUGUGACUUUUUAUUGUUGAUUUCUUUGCAAUUAAUCUCUGUGAUUGUAUUUUUUUGCAAAAUAUUCCAUUUACUCCAGAUUAUGAACGAAGCUCCAUUCAAAAGUAGUAAAUUAUUUUAAUGUAGAUAAUGUGAGUGUUGGGUUUCAGCAUCAUUAAAGAAGAUCCUCAUUCUAAUAUUUAUUCCUGGUCAACUGACAGAAAAUCCAAACAAGCAGCUCCAAAGGAGCCAAACCCUUCAUAAUAUAGUAUUUCAAACAUCUCAACAUAUAGGUCCCAAUUUACUGAAGCAAUGUAUAUCUGUGCUAAAAACCAUGUCCAUAUUUUCUUUCUGUUUUACUCUAUUCAGUCUCCCAAUGAACUCCAGAACUCCCAAACAAGCUGGCUGUAUUCUUUUCCUUUGGGGAACUAAAGUACAUGAUAUCAGCCAGCCCUUCUCUCAAAUUUAAACAAGAUAGAUAGUAAUAACAAUAGAUGUUCUAUAUCGAUAUACAUAUGUAGGUAUAUGAUUGGAAUAUUAAUGUAUAGCUAUGACCCUGAGGCGGUAAUGUAUUUCUUUGAUCUGCAGUAAUUUCUGCCAGGUCAACAAAUAUGUGCAAUCAUGUGUUUGUGUGCACACACACACUAUUUAAAAAAAAAUAGAAUCCUUUACAGUAACAACUGUUAUCUGCCCUGGUUAAGCAAUAGGAUAUUUUGGUUGAUCAAUUAUUUGAAUUGGUAAUAAUACAAUAAACAUUUAGUUAGAGAACUUAACCAAAUUAACAUGAUUAGAUCAAUUUUCAAUUAGAAUAAAGUAAAAAUAGACUUUAAUAAUGAUAAUAAUUAACCUUUCAUGAUUCAGAAAGUACCUCAUGAAAAAUAUCAUUUUUCAUCUUGGCAAUGGGCAAAAUCCUAAUUUAGAUCUUACUGAAGGACAGAUAACAGAGCUUACUUUAUAUGAUGUUCCAUAAAAUGAAUCCGAUUGAGUUCUCUUAGAUGUUGUUGGUCCAUAGAAAUUAAAAUUUAUAUGUGUCAUUCAGAAGAAACAGAUUUCCCAGGACAUGGAUUUUUCCAACUGUGUUCUUACCUGGAACAAAGAGCCCUCUUUGAAGAAGGGGACAAUUUUUUACCCUUUCCAUUUCAUUCUUCAAAUCACACUGUGAUAUAAUUUCAUUGAUAAUAUGAUUCUUAAAAGAAAAAAAUGAAUUUUUGAAUUGAGGGCACUUUUUUCUAGAAAAAGGAAAAUAGUUUUGGUUUCACCAUCUCUUUUAGUACCAUAUUGUUUUGUGUUCAUCAGUGAAAUGGUCAAUAUGAUAAUAUCUACAUACACUAAAGAACCAUCAGUUUUUAGACAGCUAAAUUUUCAAUUCAGACUUGUCAAAUAUACCAGGACAAAGCCAUGUGCUUUAAAAGAAAAUGAAUAAAGCCACUCAUUUUCUCAGGUCUAAUUAGACUUAAUGGAUUCAAUUAAUGUUUAAUAUUAAAUGUUUCCAAAGACCUCCUUUAUCUGAAUCAUCUUUAUGUAGUCUACUAUCUUUUUAUAUCUUCUACUUAUGGAUCAGAUAGAAAAUACAUCAAUAAAUUAUUAUUUGUAUAAUAAUGUGUUUCUUAAAUCUGGAAUAACUUCUAGGUAAAAUUUUAACUCUUUUAAUGAAGUAAAUACACAUAUAAUUUAUUAUGGAAAGUGGAGGUAAAAAAACAAAAGUCAAAAAAAAAAAAAGAAAGUGAAGGUAAGAGAUAAUGCAUGUAUUUUCUUUUUUUCUCCCAAGCCUUUAAGAUAAUAUAGGCAGGACUGUUGCUGAAAUUGGGCCUUAUGUGUUCAGAUUCUAAUUUUCAUGUUAGUUUCCAUAGAAUGAGGAAAUUAAAUAAAUGUAUUUUCUUGAUUUCAAGUUUUGAUUUGAAAGAGCACAAAGCAGAUAUAUAUUUCUGCAGCAGAUAGUGUUUUAAAUUCAGGUUGUAUGUAAAAACUGCACUAUAAUAUACCUUUUGUAUCCUGGUGUAAGUAGACAAGAAGAUUGUAACACAUAUUGCUCUGCCGAUGGCAAGGUUAACCUUUUGUAAAUUCUAGAACUUGGGUUUUUAAAAGAAAUCCCCAAACACCAAAAAUGUAUACAUGAUAAGGGAUUAAUACAUGUUAUUGAAACUUAGCUGGUAAUUCUUAGUUUUGAAAGUUUUAAAUGACUCAGAUCUUUAUGUAGACAUUGCCUUUCUUUCCUCUUCAGCAUACCAAUGCAGUUAAGUUUACAUAUGUUGACAUUUUGAAAGAAUAAUUUAAACAGCACCCAAAUUUUGUUGUCAUGAAAUGGAUACAAUUUGUGAAAUUAAUAUUGCAUUUAUCUGUUGUCUGGCAAAUCUACAAUACCCAAUGAUGUCUGUGAUGAUUUCAUCAUGUGUUACCCAUUUCUAUGCAUCAACUGUGUUUUGAUUUGUAUAUAAAUCCAUUUAGUCUUUUUCCAAAUUUAUAUAAAUCUCUAAUGAUAUGAAAUACAUAAUAGAUCAAGACAUACUUUUUAAGAGCUAUAUUUGUAAAAUUUCUCUAUGGUGAAUAAAGUCUUUUAAUAUAUC
Phascolarctos cinereus (koala) is the source of this 5573-nucleotide messenger RNA. It is a transcript of the gene MAN1A1, whose product is annotated as mannosidase alpha class 1A member 1. Gene Ontology annotation, molecular function: calcium ion binding; mannosyl-oligosaccharide 1,2-alpha-mannosidase activity. The record is from RefSeq and is a predicted model, not a curated record. Gene Ontology annotation, cellular component: Golgi membrane; extracellular exosome; endoplasmic reticulum. Gene Ontology annotation, biological process: carbohydrate metabolic process; mannose trimming involved in glycoprotein ERAD pathway. Lineage: Eukaryota; Metazoa; Chordata; Mammalia; Diprotodontia; Phascolarctidae.